AUCAGUUGCUGCUGCAGUGGAUCCUGUCGACACAUCUGCCCGUCACCACCACUGGAACCACAACAAUCACCUCUGAUCUAUUUCCAUCAUGGUGUGCUUGGCAUUGAUGCUUGUUAUGAUGAUCGUGGAAUGUGUUUGUGGAAGACCCCGGUUACCUCCUCUGCCUAUGAAAGAUGACUGUUACGUGGUUGAUCCGGAAGUGGAGAUAUUCAGAGUGGAGGGCGAAGCUGUAAUCCUCUACUUCCCAAUGUUCAUGAGAGUUCUUGAAGUACGCAACAUUGCCCCCCCAACAGCCAAAUAUUUCAUCAGUAAGGACAACGAGACAGCAGGCAUGGAGUAUCAGGGCGAGGGACGUGUCCAGCAGCGCAACAAAGAGCUGUGGUUCCUCCCAGCUCAGGCUUCAGACUCGGGAGAAUAUACCUGCACUUACAGAAAUGAAACCUACUGCAUUACUGGGAGCAUCAUGCUACAAGUGUAUGAAUCCACUUCUGUUGACAUGAAGAAACUGUCCUAUCCAGUGUCAGUCACAGUGGGAGAAGAGUGGAAAUUCACAUGUCCUUCUCUAAAUUACUUCAACAACACGGAUGGACUAAUAGAGUGGUAUAAGGACUCCAGCCCCACAGCUCUCCUGCCAGGCAGAGCAGGUUCCUUCCGUUGGGACAGAGGGGAUCUAGUGAUCCCUGCUGUGAGGCGAUCCCAUGGAGGUGUCUACACCUGCCAACUCAGAGUGCUCAUCAACAACCAACCGUAUAAAGUCAGCAGAGCCAUCCAGCUAGAAGUGCAAGGCCAAGACCCUGAAAUCACCACCAUGACCACUGUGCCAAACCUCUCUGAGACAUCUGACACAAAGAUAAUCAGCAGCACCGACAGCACUGUUCACAGUCCUACAAUAUUGCCACCAGUGAUUGUGUCACCGCUUAAUGGAACCAUAUUUGAAAGUUCACAUGGUUCAGGACUGGAGCUGUUCUGCGUGGUGUCUACUGAGUGUCCAAUAGCUGAGUCGACUGUGAUCACAUGGCUGAUAAAUGGCCGAUCAGUGGAGACAUCGUACCUUGACAGAAGGGCUCUACAGGGAGGAAGAAGGGUAACUAGGAUGUCCAAAGGCUGCCAGAUUGAGAUGAGGCUACUCAUUACAAUGAUAACCGAAGAAGAUGUGAAGACGGAGCUUAAGUGCAUCACACAGAACAUGGGAGGGAGACAGGAAGUUGUUGCCCGGCUUCAAUUAGAGGACUCUACGUUCACGUGGGUGGUUGUAGCAGCAGUGGCGGUGUCCUGCUUCCUGACAGUGGUUUCUAUUUUCCUUUAUGUCCUCUUCAAACCUAAAAAGAAUCAGAAAAUGGAUUAUUUUCUGGCUCGGCAGAACAGCAGCUACAGCUGUUAAUGGAAACACUCCUUCCGCAAACAAAGACCUCCUAUAAUGUGCUUUCUGUUACAUCAAAUUAGUCUAUCAUGCAUUGUGUGUAUAUGAGUCCACACAGUGGUACCACAAUAUGGCAAUAUCGUAGAAAAGAAGAAAUAAAGCAGCACUUGAAUGUAUUCGGAUUAUUUAUACAGUUGCAGCAGUUUUCAUGCAUAUGUUUUGUACUGUAGUGGCAGAAAUACCUUGCCUGACUGUGACACAGAAUUACUGACACACCAAAAAACUCCAACUCAGAUAUAUAUUCGAAGGCCGCUUUAUUAAGUACGCCUGUAAAAUACAAUUCAACAGCUCUGCUAAAAAUUCUAGAAUGUUUAGUUUUGAUCAACGGAACUGAUUAAAGUAUGUUUAUGUGUUAUUAUGUGUCAGUUAAUAGUCUUACCUUAUAUAUCUAUCAAUGGUGUCAGCAGAAUAUUAGCAAACACCUCUCAGGGCAGUCCAGUUAAAUUUGUUUAGUAAGCAUAAAUAAAUGAAGAGUGUUGAUCAAAACACUAGACAUUAUUAGUUUUUAUACUUUGUAAAGGUGAAAGUUUUUUACAGAAAGCAUGCCUGUAUUGGACUGUAUCAGAUAUUAAUGGAGUAUGUAAUAAAAUGGUCAUUGAGCGCAUAUAUAGAUAUAAAUAUAGAUGCCAAUAUAGAUAUAGAUACAGAUAUAGAUGUAGAUAUGUGUGUGUAUUUUUCAAAAUGCAUAAAUGUUCUCAGGGAAGCAUUUUGUAUGGUAGAAAAGCGUUAAAACAUCAUUUUACAAAUCUUCAUGUCUACACAUUUAAAUGGCAAAUGUGGCUAUUCUGAAAGAAACUGGCUUAAGAAAAUAUUCAAAGUGUUGAUGUGUACGUUCAAUUGAAUGCAGUGUUUGACAUAAAUGCUGUGAUACUGAUAAAAAUAUACAAAAAAUAAUAAAGUGUUAUAUUAUUUCUCUAUUA
Messenger RNA from Acanthochromis polyacanthus (spiny chromis), 2340 nucleotides. Its product is annotated as interleukin-1 receptor type 2. The record is from RefSeq and is a predicted model, not a curated record. The transcript is spliced from 10 exons. NCBI's taxonomy places the organism in Eukaryota, Metazoa, Chordata, Actinopteri, Pomacentridae. Bases 89 to 1381 code for a protein of 430 amino acids. Gene Ontology annotation, molecular function: interleukin-1 receptor activity.